AUGACCAACAACCUUCUUGAGAGAGAUCUUGAAGAUGUAGCUGAAAGACUGACCGAGGCAGUCAACAUGAACCAGCAGCUGAAUGAGAAACUACUUGAAAGUACAGCUGGGUUUAAUGAGAACCAACAGAUGAUUGAUGAUCUUAAUGCUGCUUUGGAAUCUGAAAGAGCUGCAAUCAAGGAGCUUGAAGAGAAUGCACGAACCCUUGAAGAGGAAAAAGARAGAGCUCAAAAUGACUUGAGGAAACUAGUUGAGGGUGAGAAGAAACUGAAAGCACUGGCAGAAGAACUGAACAAGAGAAACAAAUCCUUUGAAGAUGUAAAAGAAAGAGCAAGGAAACUGGAAAAACUGAACAGAGAACUUAAAAACCAACUCCAUGAAACUGAGAGACAGCAGCACUUGAGCUCCAGAAACUCUCUCGAAAAUUCCCCCGAAAUACAGUUAAAGAACAAAACAAGAAUAGAAGACUUGGAGAAAAGUCUUGCUGCAGCAAGAGAGUCUGCCCAYACAGCAAAAAUGAAAUGGUACCAGGGACUGGCCAAAAAAUUAAGARAAAUGUCUGAACAACAUUCUAACAAUUUAGACAACUUGGAAAAGAGAUACAAG
Messenger RNA from Actinia tenebrosa (Australian red waratah sea anemone), 606 nucleotides. RefSeq lists its product as uncharacterized. The record is from RefSeq and is a predicted model, not a curated record. Gene Ontology annotation, biological process: centrosome cycle; regulation of Golgi organization; positive regulation of microtubule nucleation. Gene Ontology annotation, molecular function: molecular adaptor activity. Gene Ontology annotation, cellular component: centrosome; Golgi apparatus. Lineage: Eukaryota; Metazoa; Cnidaria; Anthozoa; Actiniaria; Actiniidae.